AUGGGUCUGGGAUAUGGUGAUCCUAGUGAUGGUGAGAUCGAAAAAAUAUACCUAUCAAUUGAACAUGUACUCGACACUCGCGAUCGUGAUGGCCCAUUUGUGGUCAUUGUUGGGUUUUCGUCCGGCGCUGCCAUGGCAGCGAUCAUCACAUCUUUACUGGAGAAAAGGCCCAAUAUCUGCGACAUUACUUGGAAGGCGCGUCAUCCCAGCCUCAGCUUUUCUGUCUGUCUCAGCGGGUUCACAUUAGGACCACUGUACAUACCGGCAGGUCUACACUCCGCUGAUCUCUACACCGAUGUUAUCGCUGUUGGAUCCCAUGAUCCAGUGGUUUUACCCACUCAGACCCGGAAUCUUGCAAGUCAAUGCCAGAAUGAAUCCACUAUGUCCCGCAAAGUAAAGAAUUUCCGCGGGUUUGCAUAUCCUCGCCCGGUUUUUGGACGAUGUGCUGGAACCUCCACGAAUGGAGCCACCAGCAUCAUUGGCAGAUGA
Messenger RNA from Penicillium samsonianum, 489 nucleotides. RefSeq lists its product as uncharacterized. NCBI's taxonomy places the organism in Eukaryota, Fungi, Ascomycota, Eurotiomycetes, Eurotiales, Aspergillaceae. Gene Ontology annotation, cellular component: cytoplasm; nucleus. Bases 1 to 489 code for a protein of 162 amino acids. The record is from RefSeq and is a predicted model, not a curated record. The transcript is spliced from 3 exons.